Molecule: messenger RNA, 3716 nt
Organism: Diorhabda carinulata
Lineage: Eukaryota; Metazoa; Arthropoda; Insecta; Coleoptera; Chrysomelidae
Gene: Mccc1
Product: methylcrotonoyl-CoA carboxylase subunit alpha, mitochondrial
Exons: 11
Coding region: 1092-3218 (708 amino acids)
Cellular component (GO): mitochondrion
Molecular function (GO): metal ion binding; ATP binding; methylcrotonoyl-CoA carboxylase activity
Source: RefSeq, a predicted model, not a curated record
AUUAAGAGUGUCAAGUAUGUAUUAAUAAAUCUGAAAAUAACCAGAUACGUAUUAAUUCGAAAUUCAAAAUGAUUCAUAUUUUUAUUGAAGUUUGAAUACAAAAUAAAUUUAUUCCAUACAGAACAGAAAACGAAAAAUGGCCAUAUCAGGUUAUUGCACUCAAUUUUCUUUAAUUAAAAUAGUUUCGCUUGAACAAAAAACUUAAGUCACAAAUAUAUUUUAAUUGUAAUCCACUGAAUGAAUUAGUGAUAAAUUACACAACUGUAAAUGCUUGUAUACAGAUGUCACAACAUUUUGGUUAAACAUAUCAAAUUAUUCGAAUAAAAUUAAAAUUCAAUGAGUUGAGAAUUAGACUAAUAAAGUAAUUGUUCCUAUGCCAAAAGUAAAAGCUGGUAGGAUAUGUCAGCUAACAAGACCGUCGUUUACUUUGUAUUAGACAAUUUGAUUUAAAGAUUGUUUUAGACAGUCUACCCUCUGGAAGGUAACUGGAGAAUUUUAUCCCAAAAUUUCGUUUAGGGAUCUAAUGUAGUAAAAUGCUAGCAUCUUCCUAAUUCAUAUAAAAUUCAGUUAUAUUCAGAAUGGGGUAAUAGUUUUCGUUUUUUCAUCGACUUUCCAGUUAAUGAUAAGAACUUGAUUUAUUGAUGCCUGUUAUUCUGUAUCCAUGUUGUAUAUGUGAUAGUAGUGAGAUUUACUAGUCAUUUAUAUUUUUUUGGUACUAAUAUCUAAAGUAAAAAUAUAAUCUCUUUCAAUUGAAUCUAUUAGCUACUAAAUAUCAAUGAAAACAAACACUUGAAAAAUUUAUUUUGAGAACAGAUUUUAUUUCAUAUAAGAUCAUUUUUAUAUUUGGCUGACUACUAUCCUGAUCAUUCAUUAUUCGCUUGAAGUAUAUGCAAUAAAACUCGACAUACUUAACACUACGACAUAAUAAUAAUGAUGGUAGUUAACAAAAAUAUAAUUUUAACAUUACUUAAUUAUACUGAUUAUGAAGGUCAAUUGUAGUAUUUAUAUUCAAAAAUUCUUUCGUAUCGAUAAGACUGGAUAAUCGAAAUCGGUUCAUUAAUUUACAUUCAAAAAUUUAGGACAUAAUAAAGAUGUUUUAUACGAAAUUAUCAAUUAUUGGUGUAGCGUUACCAAAAAUAUUUUCUACACCAUUCUAUUAUUCAAGAUACAAAAGUACACUCAGAAAAAUAGAUAAAUUAUUAAUCGCAAACAGAGGAGAAAUUGCUUGUCGAAUUAUACGAACUUCUAAAAGACUUGGUGUAAAAACUGUUGCUGUUUACAGUGAUGUUGAUAAAAAUUCCUUGCAUGUUUCAUUAGCAGAUGAGUCGUAUGCAAUUGGUCCAGCAACAGCUGCACUGAGUUAUUUGAGAGGCGAGAAACUUUUAGAAAUAGCUAAAAUAUCUGGCUGCCAAGCUAUUCAUCCUGGAUAUGGAUUUUUAUCUGAAAAUGUUGAAUUUGCUGAGAACUGCCAAAAAGAAAAUAUUAUUUUCAUUGGACCUCCAGCAGCGGCGAUCAGAGAUAUGGGAAUCAAAAGUACUUCUAAAGCUAUUAUGGCAGCUGCGGGAGUUCCAAUAAUUGUAGGCUAUCAUGGAGAGGAUCAGAGCACAGAAACUUUAAAACAAGAAGCUCGAAGGAUUGGCUUUCCAGUUAUGAUAAAAGCUGUUAGAGGCGGAGGAGGAAAAGGAAUGAGAAUAGCUUAUACAGAAGAAGACUUUGAAGAAGCACUGGAAUCUGCAAAAACAGAAUCUCAAAAAUCCUUUGCCGACUCUGUAGUUUUAUUGGAAAAAUUUGUAACUGAACCAAGGCAUGUGGAAGUACAAGUAUUUGCUGAUUCACAUGGGAAUGUAGUACAUUUAUUUGAGAGAGACUGUUCAGUUCAAAGGAGGCACCAAAAAAUUAUUGAGGAGGCUCCAGCACCGGGAUUAUCGCCUGAAUUGAGGAAUGAAUUAGGUUUGGCUGCAGUUAGAGCUGCCAAAGCUGUUAAUUACGUUGGAGCUGGUACAGUAGAAUUUAUUUUAGACAAAAAGUCCCAUGCUUUUCAUUUUAUGGAAAUGAAUACAAGGCUCCAAGUAGAACAUCCCAUUACUGAGAUGAUUACAGGUACAGAUCUAGUAGAAUGGCAAAUAAAAGUAGCAUCGGGAGAAAAAUUACCUCUACCCCAAGAGAAAAUCAAAUUGAAGGGUCACGCAUUUGAGGCGAGAAUAUAUGCUGAAGAUCCUAGAGGUGGAUUUCUUCCAGGCGCUGGUCAUAUUUCGUUUCUUUCGACACCUGAGGAUUCAGAAGAUACUCGUAUUGAAACAGGUGUCAGGGAAGGAGACGAAGUUUCCGUUCAUUAUGAUCCCAUGAUUGCCAAACUUAUAGUUUGGGGAAAAGAUAGAGAUGAAGGACUUUCGAAACUAAAAGCAAAAUUAAGAGAAUAUAAUAUUGCUGGACUUAAAACAAAUGUCAACUUCUUAUUAGAUCUUGCUAGUCAUCCAGAAUUUAUGGCAGGAAAUGUCCACACCAACUUCAUUAAAGAUCAUUAUAAUACAUUGUUUAGAAAAGAGGAACCAACUGGAACUCAAAUAUGUUUAGCUGGAUUAGCAACUGUGCUAUUAGAUAAAGACUUUAAUGAUAUGAUUUCAAUUUCUAAAAGAGAUAAAUAUAAUCCUUUUAUUGUUGAAUCUAAUUUUAGGAUAAAUUACCAUGAAGAAAAAAAUGUUAAAUUACGAUUUAAAAAUGAUGAUUUGUUGGUUAAAAUCAAAUUCAAUGACUCAAAUAAUCUAAGUAUAUCAUGUGAUGAUGGAAAAACUUGGCAUGCAGCUUUUGGAAAAAUUAGGCAAGUUGAUAAUAGACGAAUACUAAACUCUACAAUUGAUGGAGUUAAAUGUAAAAGUACAAUUUAUAGAAAUGAAGAAAUAUUAGCCAUAUUUGAUGAAACUGGAAAGAUUGAGUUCUCUUUGCCCCAACCAUCUUACGCAACAGAUGAAGCUGAAGAAUAUUCAACUGGGCUAGUAAACAAGGCGGUCGCUCCAAUGCCUGGAGUAUUGGAUAAACUGUUGGUAAAAGCUGGAGAUAUAGUCCAAAAAGGAGAUUCUUUAUUCAUUCUUAUUGCUAUGAAAAUGGAAUACGUUGUGAAAGCAUCUAGAGAUGCUAGAAUUGAUAAAGUUAAUUUUGGUGUUGGUGAAAAUGUUCCUAAAGAUGCAACUAUAAUUCAAUUUAACGCAAAAAAUUCAUAAAGAUGUUACAUUAGAAGAUUAUUCAACAAACAAAACGUUUUGAAAAAUGUGUGGUAUAAAGUGAAAAACGUAGGAUUCAAAUUCUAAUCAUUCUUACAGAUACAUAAUGAUAACAAGUUAUAUUAUGUACUAGAAGAACUUAAGGAAAUUAAUGGAUAUUUAGGUUUUUCACUUUAUGCCUAACUUUGAUUAAUAAAAUAUAUUCAUUGUGCAUUCUUCUUUUCUAUAAGAAUCAAUUUUUCUACAUAAUAUACUUUCAGUACAUUAAUUUUAAAAUUAUUAUGGUAUAUUUUAAAAUUGGUACAUUCCAUAUAUUAUUAAAAACCAUUUGGUAAUUUUUUGUUGUAAUUUUAUCGUGGUUGAAACUAGAAAAAUGUGAAAUGAAUAAUUGCUUGAAUAUUGUGACAAAUGAUAAUGAUUUUUGUACCCCCGUUAAAAGGCAUAAGAAGUUUUUUGUAAUUUUAUAUUGUUAAUUGGGUAAUAAAGUUGUCAACAUAG